GAGAGACCUCAACUUUUUGCAGAAGGAGCGCGCGCGCCUGGGAGAGCUCGGGGUCCGGCGCUUGCGGUAGGAGCCACGAGCCGGAGAGAGGGGUCCCGGGCUGCCUCGACCGCCGUCGCCACCGCCUCUCCUGUCGCGACCGCAGCUCCCACCGCGCCGGCGGCCGUCGCCGCCGAAGCCACCACAGCCGCUGUGUGCAGCCUGGAAGGGGGGGCGGGGGGGAGGGGGGGAGCCGCGAAAGCGGGGUGCCGAGGACUUUGCAACUUGCCCAGGAAGGUGGAGGGGUGGGAGGGGGAGGGGGACCUCCGCACGAGACCCAGCGGCCCGGGUUGGAGCGUCCAGCCCUGCAGCGGAUCAUGGUGCAGCAGGCGGAGAGCUUGGAAGCGGAGAGCAACCUGCCCCGGGAGGCGCUGGACACGGAGGAGGGCGAAUUCAUGGCUUGCAGCCCGGUGGCCCUGGACGAGAGCGACCCAGACUGGUGCAAGACGGCGUCGGGCCACAUCAAGCGGCCGAUGAACGCGUUCAUGGUAUGGUCCAAGAUCGAACGCAGGAAGAUCAUGGAGCAGUCUCCGGACAUGCACAACGCCGAGAUCUCCAAGAGGCUGGGCAAGCGCUGGAAAAUGCUGAAGGACAGCGAGAAGAUCCCGUUCAUCCGGGAGGCGGAGCGGCUGCGGCUCAAGCACAUGGCCGACUACCCCGACUACAAGUACCGGCCCCGGAAAAAGCCCAAAAUGGACCCCUCGGCCAAGCCCAGCGCCAGCCAGAGCCCAGAGAAGAGCGCGGCCGGCGGCGGCGGCGGGAGCGCGGGCGGAGGCGCGGGCGGUGCCAAGACCUCCAAGGGCUCCAGCAAGAAAUGCGGCAAGCUCAAGGCCCCCGCGGCCGCCGGCGCCAAGGCGGGCGCGGGCAAGGCGGCCCAGUCCGGGGACUACGGGGGCGCGGGCGACGACUACGUGCUGGGCAGCCUGCGCGUGAGCGGCUCGGGCGGCGGCGGCGCGGGCAAGACGGUCAAGUGCGUGUUUCUGGAUGAGGACGACGACGACGACGACGACGAGGAGGAGCUGCAGCUGCAGAUCAAACAGGAGCCGGACGAGGAGGACGAGGAACCACCGCACCAGCAGCUCCUGCAGCCGCCGGGGCAGCAGCCGUCGCAGCUGCUGAGACGCUACAACGUCGCCAAAGUGCCCGCCAGCCCUACGCUGAGCAGCUCGGCGGAGUCCCCCGAGGGAGCGAGCCUCUACGACGAGGUGCGGGCCGGCGCAACCUCGGGCGCCGGGGGCGGCAGCCGCCUCUACUACAGCUUCAAGAACAUCACCAAGCAGCACCCGCCGCCGCUCGCGCAGCCCGCGCUGUCGCCCGCGUCCUCGCGCUCGGUGUCCACCUCCUCGUCCAGCAGCAGCGGCAGCAGCAGCGGCAGCAGCGGCGAGGACGCCGACGACCUGAUGUUCGACCUGAGCUUGAAUUUCUCCCAAAGCGCGCACAGCGCCAGCGAGCAGCAGCUGGGGGGCGGCGCGGCGGCCGGGAACCUGUCCCUGUCGCUGGUGGAUAAGGAUUUGGAUUCGUUCAGCGAGGGCAGCCUGGGCUCCCACUUCGAGUUCCCCGACUACUGCACGCCGGAGCUGAGCGAGAUGAUCGCGGGGGACUGGCUGGAGGCGAACUUCUCCGACCUGGUGUUCACAUAUUGAAAGGCGCCCGCUGCUCGCUCUUUCUCUCGGAGGGUGCAGAGCUGGGUUCCUUGGGAGGAAGUUGUAGUGGUGAUGAUGAUGAUGAUGAUAAUGAUGAUGAUGAUGGUGGUGUUGAUGGUGGCGGUGGUAGGGUGGAGGGGAGAGAAGAAGAUGCUGAUGAUAUUGAUAAGAUGUCGUGACGCAAAGAAAUUGGAAAACAUGAUGAAAAUUUUGGUGGAGUUAAAGUGAAAUGAGUAGUUUUUAAACAUUUUUCCUGUCCUUUUUUUGUCCCCCCUCCCUUCCUUUAUCGUGUCUCAAGGUAGUUGCAUACCUAGUCUGGAGUUGUGAUUUUUUUCCCAAAAAAUGUGUUUUUGUAAUUACUAUUUCUUUUUCCUGAAAUUCGUGAUUGCAACAAAGGCAGAGGGGGCGGGGCGGGGGAGGGGAGGUAGGACCCGCUCCGGAAGGCGCUGUUUGAAGCUUGUCGGUCUUUGAAGUCUGGAAGACGUCUGCAGAGGACCCUUUUGGCAGCACAACUGUUACUCUAGGGAGUUGGUGGAGAUAUUUUUUUUUUUUUCUUAAGAGAACUUAAAGAACUGGUGAUUUUUUUUUAACAAAAAAAGGGACCAUUACAACUUUUGUUAAUUUAAUUUUUUUUUUUUUUUUUUUUUUUUUUUUUUUGGAGGGAGAAAACUGAUGUCUUCUAUGCAUCCGAUUCUUAACAAAACUGCAGGGAGCUUGAAAAAAUGCAGACUGUACAAACGCUUACAAAAAAAAAAAAACUGUGAACUGACUUAAGAUCAGAGUUUACUUUUCAGAUCAAAUUGUUUAUGGUUUUACAAAUGUGAUUUCUACUUGCCAACUUUUUUUUUGUAACUUGUUCCCUUAUACCUCCUUGAUUGAAUACCAGACAGCCUAGACCUCAGUACAAAAGGUAUUGAAACAUUUUUGAUACAUAACAGACCUCAGUCUUUUUUAAAAAUUAAUAUAUUUUCAGGCGUAUUUUUGUACAGUGAAAAGGGAACAUUCUUGCUGUGUUUUUUCAGUAAGACUUUCAGGCACUUCUUCCCUUUUGAUUUCUUUUUUUUCCUCUGUUUUUUAGCAUGCAAGUAUGUUGGUACGUUAUGUCCUGGUUUAAAAAGGAUUAAAAUUUUAAAAUAAUCCUUGCAUCUAAAGGCCUUGUGGUUUAAAAAAAAAAAGCAAACUUUUUUUUGUACAGCUAUAGUAGAGAUUUGUUCAAUAUUUGUAGGUAAAGAUUUAUUGAAAAUGGUGAUAUAGACCUCAGAGCUGUUAUCUUAGUUUAAAGAUUGUAUAUGUACUGUACUAUAGUAGGACUUUAUGUAUCUCAUACGCUGUGAUGUGGAUGGGGCCCCAGAUGGAAGGUUUGAAACUGGAUUCUCGAUUUUUAGCAAAAAAGAAAAAAAAAAGGCACAUAGUUUAAAAAGUUUCUCAUUUUGUGCAAUAUAAUCUAAAUAAAGUACAGACCAUCUGCAUAUUUUGUAGCAAAUGGUGGCAAAGCAGACUCAAUGCACUGUCGACAUCAUUGCUUGUUUUUUGUUUUUUUUUUUUUUUUUGUGCUGGAAGUCUGUAUCUUGACAAUUUUAAUAAAUCAGCUGGAACUGAUAGAAACUCGCAUCGCCAAUAGUCUCUAUGGAAGUCAAACUGGAGGUUCUGCUGUCGCAGAGCAUUCGGUGGUGAGGCUGUUGUGUGCGCGGAUGAGGGGAGGUGGCAGGAGAGAAUUCUACAUUUAGGGGGUUAGGCUGAAAAGUGUUCAAUUAGCAGGCUGAUUUCUUUUUCCUCUUUCGCUAGUUGUGAAAGACAGGGGAAGGGUGUUCUUUCUCUCUGCCCUCCCUUUCCAUCUCCAGCUCCCCAUUUCCUUUCUCACCUCCUCCUCCACUCCCUGCCUCUUCUCCCCACCCAUCCUGGCGGGCGGGCUGCGCGGAGGCUCGGGAGCUGGCCGGGGAGGGGCGGAUGGAGGGGCCUGGGUUGCCAGCUCGCUUGGUCGGGGUCCUGUUCGCUGGGGCUUGUGUGUUCUCUGCGGCGGGCCGCGUCCCUGCUGAGCCUCGCGGUGACAGCCGCCUUUGGCAGCGAGGGCUCGGGGCACUUCUAUCCCCGCCUCUCAAAGGGUGGGGACAGCCGUUACCAGAUUUGAAUUUUUUCUGUUCUUUAUUUUUAACGCUGCAUCUUCGCGUGUGCUCAGAGGUGGUUGUUGGCGGAGAACGCCGCCGCAGUGUUUGACCUCUAGCGGUGAAGGGGGAAGGGGAAGAGGAAAGGAGAGAAGUGGUCGGUGUCUGUUUCCUUCUGUCCCCCGGGGCCGUGGAGCUGUCGGAGGGAAGGAGGACGAUGCAGGGCCGCACGGGGCGCGGGGCGCGGCGGGACCCAGGCUACGAGCGGGAGGGAGGCGGGAGUCGGGGGAAGACGCGGCAGGCCGGCCGAGGGCACCCCGAGGAACAUGGCAUGGCCUCUGUGCGAUCCGAGUCGCGGUCUCCGGGGUGCCUGGGAGGGCCGAACCACUGGUGAGGGCGUGGGGAGCAGGGGGUGGCAGAGGGCACCCGGGCGGUAGCCCGGGACGCACAAGGCAGAGCCCUGACGCUCCGGGUCCCCGUGCCUGGCUCUUCUUGCCUCGCCACCGCGUGCUCCUGGGCGCGCCCCGCCGCGGGCCCUUGAGGCGCGCGGAGACACCAGCGCUGGCUUCCCGGGCCCGCGGGCCGGGGAGGGAAGCCUCGGGGCUGCGGGGUGAGAGGAAGAAAGCAAACCCGGGGAGCAGGCGGCUGCCGCACCCGCGCACCUCGGGCCCUCACCACGCCCUCCCCGCGCGCCGGCUCAGGGGCUGCCCCGGAAUCAGCUCCCCGGGGCCGCCGCAACAAAGGUGGAUCCGCAUCUUGAUUGUUCUCCGGGAGCCUCCUGGGGGCUCCGGCGGCGGCGCGGGCGCGACCCAUCCCGCUGGCGCUCCCCGCUCGCUGAGCACCGUUUGCCUGUCCACACCCCCUCGCUCCCCACCAUUUUUUCCUGACCGGCCUGUGUCCCCGAGCCCUCGCGGCAGGCCCGAGCAGGCGAUCGCGGCCGGGCACGCGCGCCCCGGGCUCCCGCCCCCCUUCCGAGCAUCCGCCGCCUCUUUUCUGCUGGGUCCGGGAGGAGGGAGGCUGGGAGGCCGCUCGGGGCCCAGCGUGCCAGCCCCGGAGUUCAGCCUCCCGAGCUGCGGCGCCCGCAGCGGAGGAGGUUUGCAGUGGCUGAUUGAAACUCACUGCAAAAUCACCACGACUCUUUCACCUACUGAAAUGAUUGACCGAGGUUUGGCCUUCCAUUUUUACUGAGAUUUGGCGAGACCGAAUGGAAGCGUCCGCACAGUAACUGCAGCUGCUAGGCCAGAGGGGCCCCGGCGCCCUUCCCGCCUCCCCUCCCGCUUGCUUUUGCCUUACUAGAUCUUACCACCACCCCACCCCCGGGCCCCCGACUGAGAACUCGGGCCUCUCACCCGCCCCCCAGCCUCCCGCUCUGGGCGAGCCUCCUCCCCAGCCCCCACCCCUGGGAUGCGAAGCUAGUGCAGAUGGACAGGUUUCUUUUCUGUGGCUUUUUCCUUUCGAUAAACCAUCAGAUUUCAGUAGUACAUUUGGGAAAAGAAGGGGCUGAUGGCGUUAACCAGGUUCUCAAUAUAGAACUGGAUUUCUGGAGUUGUUUACCUUACCCCACACCCCCUCAACAUGUAGACUAAUGCAGCCAUUGGUGGUACAUUUAUUUUAGCCACGAAUAAUUGAACCAGCGGUUUACAAUUGACACUUGCUCCGUGCUGGUGAUUUUAUGUGGCAGCCCUCUGCUGCAGUUCCGAAACUUGUUGGCAACGUAAAGCCAUUGAUAGGCUGAUCUAUGUAUUUUGAAAACCCGAAAACUUGGCAUGUAUUUUCUGUUUUAAUCAUAGAUGAAUCUUGGACAUUUUCUGUGGUGAGGUGGAAACUUUAAGUAAAUUAGUAAAGUAAUAAUUUGGCUUCAGAAUGGGAAGAGAUAGUCAAGAUUUUUUUUUUUAAAGCCAUGUGGCCUAACUUGAUACAAAAAUAAAAGUAAUUGUUUGGCAAUCUAAAUUUAAAACCUGUUAGAACUCAGGACAGGCGCUUCAAUGCGCUUUUUAACAAUAUUUAAGGCUGUUUUGAUGAGUGCGUUGUGAGAAUCAUCUUAAUGAAUUCUUUAUUGAAUGUCUAAAACAUAAUAUAAUACACACGGUAUUCUUGCCACUGGAUAGUCUUCAAUAAAAGUUUAAUUGAUUUUUUUUUGUUGUUGGUCUCUUAAGUAAGUCUUAUUUUUAACUAAGCAUUGACAGAAUAUCUUAAAAUGGUAACCUGGGGGUGGGGGGUGGGUGCUUUGUGCACGGCAGCCUAGCCAGUGGGGAUCCUGCUGUUUAUUAUAAGUAGUUCACAGACUCUGAUGGCAUUUUGGCAAGCUUUCCAUCUUUAAGAAAUUGAACCAGCAUUCUCUUAUUAAUUCUUUAAACUGUGGAAGUAAUUUCCAGUUCUUACACUCUGAUAUGCAUCCCUUUUAUUUAAAAAAAAAUGCUAAUAAAAGGCAGUGUACUUAAACUGUGCUUUGCAAAUAUUAUGUAUGUUAUGAAUGACUACAGACACUGGGCAAAUUAUUUGUAGAAUGAUUAUCCUUUAGCUAGAGAAAGAAAUCAUUACAACUCUUUUGGGCAGAGAUGUUUCUUUUUAAUGUUAAUCAAGGGGAAGUGAUUUAAAUAUGCAUAAAUGUAGCAGUCAGGGUGAUUUAGUUGCUUUUUUCAUGAAAGAAAAAGACUCAAAAGACAAGACUUAUUUUUCUCUUCUGGGACUUGAAAUCAUAAUCAUCUGAUACUAGUACAGUACAAGAAAUUUACAUUUGUUUUUUACUUCAGAAUUUAAGUGACUUUUGCCCAAGGAAUUUGAGAAAUAAGGCAAAUAAGUUGCUCUAUUUUAAAGUAGUCAUUCAAUAUAAAUAUAUUAUAUCAAUCUUAACUUUUUUAUUCUCUGAUAUGAUUAAUAAUAUGUAUAUUCUUACUUUUCUUCUAAUGGGCAUAUGUAUCCUUGUGGACACUUUGAGAGAGGUUUUCUUGGACUCUCCCAUUUAUAGAAUCUUUAUACUCUUUUACUGUGUGGUUCCCUGCUUUUAACAGAUUUCUGAGGCAAAUAUAUUUGUGCUUUUUUCUUAUGUAGGAAGACCAGCGAAAAUAGUUUACUGAGUUGUCAAUUUUAUCAGUAGAUAAGAAACUUUCUUUAUUACAGUUUCAGGGAAGAUUUUUUCAGGAUAUUUCUCAGUUAUUCUAAGGGCCAAAUUUUGUAAAAUUUCCAUUAGGAAUGUCAGUUUCAAAUACCCUUUGUAUAGCCUAAGCCUGUGAGGAUAACAAGAAUGAGCCUUACCUAUCCUAACACAGGGAUUUACAAGUUCCCAAAGUAACCGUCUCCAUGUAACUCUUGACAUACUUUUCUGAGAUUUGGCUUAUUUUUAUUAUUGGUUCUUUCUCACUGUUCAUUCUAUUUGAUUUAUUCUACAACAUCCCCUUUUAUUUGAUGAUCUGGAAAAUUCUGCUCUUUGAUAACAACUCAGGAUUUUUUUGUUCAGUUUUGGGUUUUGCCCCUUCCUGUGGAGCCUACGUUUUCAACCACAAUAAAGAUGAAACAAAAUUUAUGAAACUGAGCUCUCUUCCAUUUUACUUACUGCUGGCUUUUUUUUUUCCUUGAUUCCUACCAUACCUUCGUUUUUUUCAUUGUAUUUUUUUAACACUACCUAUAUCCAUUAGCUGCCUAAUUAGUUUUAUCUGUUCCAUGUGGAUGCAGUGAGUUUAUAAGAGAAUUUCACAAACAAGUAGUUUUUUAGUGAACUUAAAAUAAACAGAAUUUUAAAGGAGACCUAUUUUUAUACUCAAUAAAAGCACAAAAGUGCAGAAAGUAUAAAACGGCUUACAAAGGGAGACACAAGUUCAUAAUGUUCCAUGUAUAAAAGUAAUAACUUUAUUGGGUAGAGAUAUUCUUACAAGAUCUAGCACCUCUGCCAGUGCACAGAUAGGACUGUUUUAAGUGAUUUGGGAACUUCUGGUUGCCUGCAGUUGUGAACAGAGAACUUCUCUACAGAGAAACAAACCACUAAAAGCAAUAUGACCGAGUUGAGAUGUGGUUUCCAAUGAGCAAUUGGUGAAUUUAAGCAACCUGGAUGUGCAUAUGUGGAGGCUCCCGUCUCACUGUUUGAUCAAACUUCUUUUAUGUAGUCACGUAGACUUGAUUUUUUCUGCUGUGAAAAUGAAAAAAUAAAGCAAUAUGACAAAAAGUUUAAAAAUGCAUAAAAAAUAGGAUUUCCUCUAGGCUCCUCGAAGAGAUUUUUUAAAUAUGAUGCUUGUCUUACUUUCUUAGACACGUUACAUUUCCCCUUCCAAAAAAAAAAAAAAAAAAAAAAAGGACAACUGGAAGUAAUUUAUCAUAUAAAGAAUUUUGAUCAAAUAGAUAUUGACAAAGGGCCCUCUGUCACAUUUUUCUUCAUCCAGCUUUUGUUCAAAAACAGUAUGCCUCCUCCCUUGAAUCACAUAGGGAGAAACGUUAUACUCCAUUCUCAUUAAUUUCCCAUUUUGUCUACUUUUACUCUUGUACAUACGUUGUGGGUUUAAGAGUCUUUUGCAUUUGUUCUGUGACACCUUUUUUUGAAUUGACUGUUUUAAAACGGAGGCCUAUUUUUUCCGGUUUGGGACUCCUAGUGGUUAUGGCAUCCCAUAAUGCUUCGUGACGGCCACCAGGACAGAACCACCUGAUGUUUUAGAGCAGUUUUCAGCAUGACACUGUUAACAAGUGUGUAUUUUCCAAGGCCACAUGAAACUUACUUUCUUAGCCACUCCAGGUUUGGGAGCAGAAAAGCUGAAAAACCCUUUUGUGUAGAAGUCUGAGUGGUUUGUGGGGGGGACCUUUUUUAGAGUUUGCAUGCCAGCGCACGACCUAUUGCUGUGAAACAGAGAGAAGGUAAAGCUACCUGAGGCAGUGCGCUGGAGGAUGAAGUGUUUGAUAGCACUAGGGGGGAAAGAAAAUGCAUGGCAAAGUUUCGUCUUCUCGUAGACUAUCUAGCAUGCAGAGUGUAGUGUGUUGAAACGGUGUAUGACAUUGCUGUAUCAAAGUUGUAAAAUUAAGCAUUAUUUAUUGAAAACUAUGUAUUUUUUUGUAAAAACCUGAUCACAUAGAGAGUAUCAGUGGCUUGUGCUUGUGCUUCGAUCGAACCAGCUUCUUGACCCACCCCCCCUUGGUAUGCAGUGUUAAUGCUCAGGGUUGAAAAUAGUACACUCCAAUGUCUCUUUUGCAAGAGUUUUUCACAGAGGAUUACAUUUGUUCAAAAGACUCUAAUAAAAUUGUGUGAUCAAUCUUCA
Messenger RNA from Pan troglodytes (chimpanzee), 9021 nucleotides. RefSeq names its product SRY-box transcription factor 11 (gene SOX11). Gene Ontology annotation, cellular component: nucleus. Gene Ontology annotation, biological process: camera-type eye morphogenesis; neuron differentiation; positive regulation of transcription by RNA polymerase II. Gene Ontology annotation, molecular function: RNA polymerase II cis-regulatory region sequence-specific DNA binding; DNA-binding transcription activator activity, RNA polymerase II-specific. Bases 357 to 1682 code for a protein of 441 amino acids. The record is from RefSeq and is a predicted model, not a curated record. Lineage: Eukaryota; Metazoa; Chordata; Mammalia; Primates; Hominidae. The transcript has a single exon.